AUGGACUACGAGCACAGCGACCAGAUUAAACUAGAAAAUUCAGAACUCGACAGUCUCGUCGAUCCCUCGUUUGGUCUCGACCUGCUCUCCCAACCCACCGCCCAGGAAUCCGCUCAAGAGGCCACUCCCCCGCACGAAUGGUCUUCCCAGGCUUGGAUGGACGCCUCUGCAGCCAUGAAUCAUUCAAAUAUCGACAACGUAUUCCUUAACGAGCAUCCAGACCCAAUCUUUGAGCUCAACAACCCCGCUCUCGAUUUUGCCACGCUCGGCGCCAUCAACGACAUGCACAUGGGCGUUCCAGUCGACAUGUAUGGCAAUGGUUUUCAAUUUAUGCUCAGUCCCGCCGACUUGCACAAGCCACCGGUCUUUCCAUCGCUCGUUCCACAAACGAUGAUGCCUGGACUCAGCACAGAAAGUGCAUCCAAUCUCCAAGAUGACCUCGUAUCUGCCGUAAAACGACUUUCCGGUAUUACCAGUGCCCAAAUCGCCGGCGCACCUUCUGCGUUUGCACAAGACCUCCGUGGUACGACUUUUUCCUCCGAGAACCCCACAAAAUCUAUAGGAUCGCUGACGUCCCGAAUAGAUCCCUAUAUCAAUCCUGCAAACUUUUCGGACAAUUCCUAUUCCUCGGCCAGCAGCGACCGCAGUUCUGUGCCCCCACAGACUGCCGAGUCGGUCCAGGCUGGCUCGCCACCAGAGACGACGUCGGUCGACAGCAACUCGCCUCCAGCAAUUCCUGUACGCGCAAAGACGGCCCAUACCACCAUAGAGCGCCGCUACAGGACCAAUCUCAAGGCCUGCAUCGACCGCCUCAGCAACUCGAUCCCAGCUGUUCGUUGUAUCGACAAGGACUACAAGCCACCCUCGGGUGUCCCCGAUGUUGUCGAUGAAAAGGGUCUGGUCGAUGGUGUCAAGGCUGCGCGAAAGGUCAGCAAGGCCAUUAUCAUGAGCAAAGCCCACGAGUACAUUGUCGUACUCAAGCGCCGCGAAACCAAGCUGCAAGAAGAGGUCGACGGCAUGAAGGCACUCUUAAACUCGUUGGUCGGUGGCCCUCGUCUCUUGCAAGAGUGGGAGCGUCAGUGGGCUGCACGACAGGCAGAAGUCGCCGAAGAAGAGAUGGACACCAACGACAUGGACAGUGACGACGCAGAAGACGAGGAUUCGGCAGACGAGCGACCGCGCAAAAAGGCAAAGACGAUGCCCGCUCCAGUCCCCGCCAAAGCCAAAAAGCCACCCGUCAAGACUGCUGCUACUGCUGCUCCUUCGGCAUCCUCUCCUACCAGCCCGACGACCCCCGUCGUGGCCAAGAAGCGUGGUCGUCCGUCCAAAGCUGCCGUAGCUGCCCGACAGGCUGCUGCUGCCGCCUCGUCGACUACGUCCCCAUCCCAGGUCCAAUUUACGGCUCCCAUGUCUGCAGACGCCAGUGUGAUGCCGACGUCGUCACCUGCGCAAUACUCUUUUGUCCCGGGACUUCCACAACCAAAGCAGGCCGUCUUCUUUGCAAGCUUUGUCUUCCUCUCAUAUUUCAAGCCCACUGCACGCCACGUCGUCGUCACUCCAGAGGACAAUACGAACCACUCGCAUCUCGGCCGUGUCUUGUCGUCGCAGGAUAAUCUGAAUGGCAAGGUUGUCCGCGUUCAUGAUUCGGUGUGGCAUUCCCAUCCGGCGCUACAUUUUGCGCACACAGCGGUCAUGGUCAUCCUUGGUCUCGCUCUCAUCCUCUCGUUGCUCCCCCAGCGCAAGCGACAUAGAGUAUGGAGAUGGCUCAGCAGCUUUUUCGAGGUCCCUGCCCCUGCUUCUGACGAGCACGCGAUGUCGGAUUCGGAGUCGAGCGACGAAGAGCUCGAGUCGCGGCUCAGCCAGGCCGAGCAGAUUCUCAAAGCUCCUAGCAACUCCAAGGCGAGACUUAGGCUUUACAAUGCUCUCCAACGUUCGUGCUCGACGCCUCCUACGAGCAGCGAGCUCGGCUUCAUGGCGUUGCUCCACAUGUCCUCGACCUCUCCCUAUGCCCAAGGUCUCUGGAAGAAGGCUUCAUUGUCCGCCAACUCCCAAGAUGUCCUCCGCUACGCCUUUGAGUUUCCACUGCAAGACGCUUCUGCACUCUUACAACAAUCCGCCGAUGACACUCGAUCCUGCCUGACGAUUCUCGCCUCCAAGUCUCUCGAGGACCAUCUGGAGAGAUUGUUCAAGGACGUCUUUGUCGACACUAUCCUUGCCACGUGCGAAAACAAGUCGAUGACGGCAUCUACGACGACGAUUGACAUUUCCAUCGGCACCGCGGGUGCCCAACUCCUCAAGGACGCGCGCACGCUUGGUGGAAAGCCCGCAGAGCUUGCGGCAGAAUGGGACGCUGCACUCUCGGGCCGCGUACCAGCCACACCACGGGAAGCGACGAGUGCGCGUACGGUGCUGCAUGUCCUGGCACUCAUGAACCGCAUAUUCCCCGUCACAUCGCGCGCGACGGCGUCUGGCUUGCCUUCCCCACCGCCCUCCCCACUUACGACCGAGGAGCGCGUCAAACUUGAGCGCGUAUUGCGGAUUGCGCUCGAUUCGAAUACGUUCCAUGGUGUCGUUGGGCGCGGUGCGGGCAUGAGCGAGGAGGAAAGGGAGCGGUGUGAAGAGGUGCGACGCGCGAGGGAUAUGUUGGUCUCGAGGUUGAGUCAUGCUGCGCGUGAGCGCAGGAUGGUGGCGUUGGAGGGUAGAGAUUAG
Molecule: messenger RNA, 2709 nt
Organism: Serendipita indica DSM 11827
Lineage: Eukaryota; Fungi; Basidiomycota; Agaricomycetes; Sebacinales; Serendipitaceae
Source: the annotation of a GenBank genome assembly